This is a messenger RNA of Sorghum bicolor (sorghum), 818 nucleotides long. RefSeq names its product glycine-rich RNA-binding protein 4, mitochondrial. NCBI's taxonomy places the organism in Eukaryota, Viridiplantae, Streptophyta, Magnoliopsida, Poales, Poaceae. The record is from RefSeq and is a predicted model, not a curated record. The coding region runs from base 139 to 579 and encodes 146 amino acids. The transcript is spliced from 4 exons. Gene Ontology annotation, molecular function: RNA binding.
UGGGCUUGGGCUUUGGCUUUGGCCUGGAGUGGUACCCGCACCGCACCGCACCCGGCGGCGGCAGGCAGCUGGCCAAUCUCCCAAACAAGAAGCGCAGCGGGUGGGGAUAAUUUGCUUAGGGUUUAUUUAUAGAUAGACAUGGCCCUAAAGCUAAAGCUACUCCUAAAUCGGAGAGCAGGAGGAGGCUGCUGCUGCCUGCGCAACGGCAACGGCAACGGCAACGGCAACGGCAACGCUGCGCUUCCAUUCCCAUUCACCUUCCCUUUCCCUAAUGGGAAUCGGAGCACCGCGACUUCCUCCGCAUGCAGCAGCUCCAACUUGUUCAUCGGCGGUCUUUCUUACGACACUAACGAAACAGCUCUCAAGGAUGCUUUCUCUCAAUAUGGUGAUGUUAUUGCAGUGAGGGUUAUAUGCCAUCCCACAACCGGCAAGUCAAAAGGAUUUGGUUUUGUCAAGUUUUCUUCAGAAAACCAAGCUGCUGCAGCAUUGCAGAAGCUGAACGGUCAGGUGCUUGAUGGAAGGAACAUUCGGGUGCACUACGCAAACAGUACUUGGGGAUCUGCUGCCACUGAUGGCUGAUGCUCUAGAAUUUUAUUUUACAUACAUGUGUAAUGUGCUUAUCCAUUACGUACGUACUAUCAUAGUCUUAGGAUCCAGUGAGCACCAUUCCAUACAGCUUGUGCUGUGCUGUCCACUUCACGAAUAGGCAGUGUGCUGAUGGAAGUCUCAGUUUACCAUUCCCUGUGUUGUCCUUGACUUGUGCUUGAAAAUACUGUUCGCUGAUUUAUUGUGAGCAAAAAACACUGCUGGUUGGCAAC